CCGCCCACAGCCCCCCCAGCAGCAGCCGAGGGCCAUGGCCGAAUGGGCCCCUGCCCAGAUCCAGGAAUGGAACGUGGAGGCUCAGCAUCUGAUGCCCUUGCAACCACCCCUCGUCCCCGAACUGAGCCACAUGCGGGAAGCUCAGCUGCACACGGCGGAGGCGUCCCUGUGGAGCGUCGUGGCCACCGUCCAGUCCAUGGAGAGGAAGAUAGACCUUCUGGCCACCCGGCUGCUCAGCCUGGAAGGCAGGUCUGGGACAGCCGAGAAGAAGCUGCUGGACUGCGAGAAGACGGCCAUGGAGUUCGGGAACCAGCUGGAGAGCAAGUGGGCCGUCCUGGGGACCCUCAUCCAGGAGUACGGGCUGCUGCAGAGGAGGCUGGAGAACGUGGAGAACCUGCUGAAGAACCGCAACUUCUGGGUCCUGAGACUCCCCCCGGGGGCUAAGGGAGAAAUCCCCAAGAUGCCGGUGACGUUCGUCGACAUUGCCGUGUAUUUUUCUGCCGAAGAGUGGAAGAACUUGGCCGAGUGGCAGAAGGACCUGUACAACAAUCUCGUGAAGGAGAACUACGAGUCUCUGCUCACCCUAGGAGCAGAUGUUAACAUUUCCAAACCGGAGGCUCAUCCCAGGAUUGAACGCAGCGCAGAGCCAUGUAUUCCAGAACAGCAGAGCACAAAGGAGAGGGAGAUAUCCACGGAUCCUUGCACAGAACCCUUGAUUUGCACGCCGGACGUCCUGAGCCGCAUCAAGCAAGAGGAGCCUUUUGCAGGGGGAGGCCAGUUCACGGAGGAAAGAGGGAUGCCAACAGAUCCUUGUUCAGGCGCUGAGGGCCUCAUGUCUGCCCAUGACUUCUUAUCGUGGAUUAAGCAAGAGGAGGAGCCGUGCGUCAGGGAGCAUUGGGAGUCGGCAGAGAGAGACAUCCUUACGGGCCCCGGCACAGCUGGCGACGCGAUGGCCGUCAAAGCCGAGACGCAGCGCUCGUGCCCGGAAGAACCGGCGCGGACCAGGGAUUCCAUGUUCCACGGGGAGGCCCCCGUAGCUGCCGGGGCAGCGGCGGCGGCGAUGGAAGCUUACGUGGGCCCAGGCGGCCCGGCCGCGCCGCCCCUGAGCCCCGCCAGGAGCCGAGCGGGUAAAUCCGUUGAGUUGGAGAGUGAGUUGCAAGGCCUCUUUGCCCCGCAGGCGCCAGCCGAGCGCCCCCACGGCUGCAGCGAGUGCGGGAAGAUGUUUGGGGUGAAGAAGAGCCUCAAGGUCCACCAGCGGAGCCACCACAGCCAGGAGCGGCCGUACGAGUGCGCCGAGUGCCGCAAGAGCUUCAACUGCCACUCGGGCCUGGUGCGGCACCAGAUGACGCACCGCGGCGAGCGGCCCUACAAGUGCGAGGAGUGCGGCAAGUGCUACAGCCGCAAGGAGCACCUGCAGAACCACCAGCGGCUGCACACGGGCGAGAGGCCCUUCCAGUGCCCCGUCUGCGGCAAGCGCUUCAUCCGCAAGCAGAACCUCCUCAAGCACCAGCGCAUCCACACCGGGGAGAGGCCCUACCAGUGCGCCGAGUGCGGGAGGAGCUUCCGCUACAAGGAGUCCCUCAAGGACCACCUGAGGACUCACAGCGCCGAGCCCCCCGCCCAGAGGCUGCUGCCCUCCCUGGGAGGGGAGCCUCUCCCGUAAGGCCUGGUAGGGGAAGGAGGAACAGCUCUUUCUUGCAC
Messenger RNA from Lacerta agilis (Sand lizard), 1701 nucleotides. RefSeq names its product zinc finger protein 282-like. Gene Ontology annotation, biological process: regulation of DNA-templated transcription. The record is from RefSeq and is a predicted model, not a curated record. The transcript is spliced from 7 exons. Bases 35 to 1663 code for a protein of 542 amino acids. NCBI's taxonomy places the organism in Eukaryota, Metazoa, Chordata, Lepidosauria, Squamata, Lacertidae.